Lucilia sericata (common green bottle fly) is the source of this 2055-nucleotide messenger RNA. It is a transcript of the gene shps, whose product is annotated as amine oxidase [flavin-containing]. The record is from RefSeq and is a predicted model, not a curated record. Bases 1 to 1449 code for a protein of 482 amino acids. Gene Ontology annotation, molecular function: oxidoreductase activity. The transcript is spliced from 3 exons. NCBI's taxonomy places the organism in Eukaryota, Metazoa, Arthropoda, Insecta, Diptera, Calliphoridae.
AUGGUGAAUGAAGCAAUUACUGAACUCACGAAACAAAAUAAAAAAAUUGAUGUGUUAAUAGUUGGUGCUGGAUUAUCGGGUUUAAUAUCAGCUCUUAAAAUAACACAAACAGAACCAAGUCUUCACGUGAGGAUAUUGGAAGCAUCAAACAGAGUCGGUGGUCAAUUACAUCAAGUCAGUUUAGGAGAAAUUGGAGCUAAAUGGAUUAGCGAAGAUCAAUGCCACAUUUAUCGUUUAAUUAAUACAUUAAAAGUUCCAAUCCUCAAGCGAAAUAGUCUAUCUUCUCAUUUAAAAUCAUAUAGAGAAAUGAAUGAGGGGAUUUUUUCUGUAUUAGCAAAUUAUGAACUAAAGCGUUAUAUACAUGAACUUGAACUCAAAAUGGAAUUUUUUAAACCAGGUUUUGUUAAAUGUAAAGGAUAUUCAAUGCAACAACAUAUAUAUAAUCGUUUGUUUUUCAAUUCGUCUCGAAAAUAUAUGAUGAAUUUAGUUUUAGUAAUAUGUGGAACAGAGGCAAAAUAUAUUAGUUUCAGAGAUUUUAUGUCAAUAUGUUACACAUCUGGUGGCAUACGAAGAUUAAUUGAUCUGAUUAUUGAAGCUCCAAACUAUUCCUUAUUAGAGUUUUCUAGCAAAGACUUGUUGUACAAACUCUUACAAUAUCUUCAGAAUGUAGAAAUUCUCUAUGGACGCAAAGUAAGCACGAUAAAUCAAUAUCGAGAUUUUGUUGAAGUAAGGGAUUCCGCAAAUGAAUAUCACGUAGCUGAAACAAUAAUUUUAUCAAUACCAAGGAAUUCCUCACAGGAAAUUUAUUUUCGGCCUCCCCUCCCCUUAGAGUUGCAAACUCCGCCUUUACCUGUGGAUAGUGAAAAAUAUAUUAUAACAAGUUUUCUGGCUAGUUACAGGGAAGGCUAUUGGCGUCUAAAAGGAUUUUCUGGAAGUUAUAUUAAACAUGAACCACUUUUGAUUGCUUACGAGUAUCGUCCUACAGUAUAUGCUGGUUUCAUGAUACAUGAAGAAGGAAUAGAACCUUUGGUGAGAUCAAUAGUACUUCACGAAUUUGGCAAAAUAUUCGGAGAAGAAAUGCUUGUGCCUCGAGAAUUUCAACAACACAGCUAUGAACUAAAUUAUCAGUUCCAUUUGCCACUGACAACACCCUGGAAUCGUAUAAUUUGGUCAUCUUCUGCUGCCGCUGGUACAUGUUAUCGCGGUCGUUUAGGUGGUGCUGUACAAAGCGGUCUUAGGGCAGCUGUAAAUGCAUUGCUUAUGUGCCGACCGCAAAUUGUUUCCUGGCAAGAUAUAGCCGAAGUACAAUGUCACAGCUAUUUACGUAGUCGAACAACCACAUGGUCUUCAGUAUUUCUUAGUACUUUCAAUUUAUAUAAUGUUUCCACAUACACUCUUUUCAUAAGUGGCCUAGUUUUAAUUUUGACUACAGCCUACAAGAAACACUAGUUCAUCCGCAUUCAUAUCCUAUAAAAAUUAUCAAUUGAAAACUUUGUGAUAAUUGAAGAAGAGAGGGAGAGAAGAAAGGCGAAUUUGUGAUUAUUAUCAUCUUAAGUAAUUGUAAUGUUCACUAGUGUGUGCGUCUUUAACUCAUGUGAUCAUCAUUCGCAAUUAUCACAAGUGAAUUUAAGUAUAUAAUCGACCAACAGUUUUGUUUUAUCCAAUUUUAUAUGUCGAGAUGGACUUUAAAUGAUGUAGUGCCAGUAAACCUACGUGUGAGAGAAUGUGCGUUUAAUGUGUAUGUUUGAAAUUUAGAACUACACACCUUAUUUAGAGAUUUGCUUUGAUUUUUUUUUUACUUUUUUAUUUUUUAACUAUGUAUUUAUUUACUUAUCAUUUUCAUUUUUAUUAAAUUUAAUGAAACUCGUGUAGGUAAUUUGUUCACUGUACUUAUAUGUGUGUGAUGAUGAUGUGAUGGUGAUGUACAUUUAUUAAUCCAAUUAAUAGGAUUUUUGAAGGUUAAUUUUUGAAAUAAAUUUUAACAUAACUUAUUUAUAAAAUAUAUUCAACAGACCAAAGCUUCCAAAGAAUUAAUUCCCUAAUUUUUGUUUUGAA